UAAAAUAUACAAAUUUGUGAAAAUAAACAAAGCAUCACAAUAAAUAAAAAUAUUUGUAAUGUCUGCCCCAAUGGAUGAGGAUGUGAGCGCUCCGGCAAAUACAUCGACUGUCAAUGAGGAGGAUCCGUUGUCGGAAGAGCGUUUGGGUGGAGUGCGUGAAGUGGGCAGUCAGGCCGUGUGGAGUCUUUCCUCUUGCAAGCCGGGUUUUGGAGUGGAACGAUUGCGCGAUAAUAUUAUGGACACUUAUUGGCAAUCCGAUGGCCAACUGCCCCAUUUGGUCAACAUACAAUUCCACAAGCGUACAAACAUCAGCCAAAUCUAUAUUUACACCGACUACAAGUUGGACGAAAGCUAUACUCCCUCACGAAUAUCAAUUAGAUCUGGAACCAACUUUAAUGAUCUGCAGGAACUGCAAGUCAUCGAUUUAAGCGAACCCACUGGCUGGGUGCAAAUACCUAUUAAGGAUGGCAACGUCAAGUCCAUACGGACAUUCAUGCUACAAAUUGCAGUCAUAUCCAAUCAUCAAAACGGUCGCGACACUCAUAUGCGACAGAUUCGAAUUCAUGCUCCCGUCGAGGGCAAACAUUACCCAUUGGAACUUUUUGGUAAAUUCAGCACAGUUGAUUUUCAAAAAUUUGCCACCAUACGAUAAGAAAAGAAGUGCCCCCUACCAAUUAACUUUAGUUAGAAUUGCUUUCUUUAUUUUCGAUUGCAUUAAAAUGAUUAUUAACUUUUAGUAAUUGGUUGUAUGCAUA
Messenger RNA from Drosophila willistoni, 755 nucleotides. RefSeq names its product anaphase-promoting complex subunit 10 (gene APC10). Gene Ontology annotation, biological process: protein K11-linked ubiquitination; anaphase-promoting complex-dependent catabolic process. The coding region runs from base 59 to 652 and encodes 197 amino acids. The record is from RefSeq and is a predicted model, not a curated record. Gene Ontology annotation, cellular component: anaphase-promoting complex. The transcript is spliced from 2 exons. Lineage: Eukaryota; Metazoa; Arthropoda; Insecta; Diptera; Drosophilidae.